UACAAGAUACAGUCCAAACACAUAAUGAAGCAGAGCAACCAAACCAUUGUUACCUUUUUUAUCAUUCAAGGAAUUUCAGAUCGCCUCGAACUGCAGACUCCAAUCUUUUUUCUGGUGUUGUUCAUUUACCUGUUCUCCCUUGGUGGUAACAUGGCCAUUUUUCUGUUGGUUUGUCUGAAUUCUCAUUUCCACACACCAAUGUAUUUUUUCUUGGCCAAUCUGUCUCUCUUGGACAUGUUUUCAGCCACUGUCACGCUACAUAACAGUCUUAUUAGUUUUAUAACAGGGGACAACACAAUUUCCUAUGGUGCCUGCCUUUCUGAGAUGUAUAUUUUUGGAUUCCUGCUUAGUGAUGAGUUAUUGCUUCUAACAGCCAUGAGCUAUGAUCGCUAUGUGGCCAUUUGUAACCCUUUGCAGUAUCAUUUAAUUAUGAACACUAAAGUAUGCGUUUUGUUGGCAACUGUCUGUUGGCUUUUGGGAGUAUUGGAAGUUAUACCUUACAUAACCUUAUUGUUGGGGUUUACGUGUUAUAAAUCAAAUGUAAUAAAUCACUUCUUUUGUGAUCUUGUACCUCUCAUGAUACUUUCCUGCAAUGACACUACAGCUUUAGAAAUCUUGAGCCUCACUGAAGGAUUUCUUCUCAUUACAUUUACCCCCUUUCUAUUAACAUUUACAUCUUAUAUUUUCAUUAUUUCCAGUAUACUGAAGAUCCAAUCUAAUAUUGGCAGACGGAAAGCGUUUUAUACAUGUUCUUCACAUCUCACUGUAGUCAUACUUCUUUAUUCGACUCUUUACUUACAGUACUUAAGGCCAACCUCACCAGGCUCAACAAAGUCAAAUAAGUUUUUCUCUUUAUUUAACACAGCUGCAAUCCCCAUCUUUAACCCUUUAAUCUACAGCUUAAAAAGUAAAGAUGUGAAGUUAGCGAUGAUGCAAAAAUUACUGUGCUUUAAAGUUCAUUUAUAA
Molecule: messenger RNA, 966 nt
Organism: Rana temporaria (common frog)
Lineage: Eukaryota; Metazoa; Chordata; Amphibia; Anura; Ranidae
Product: olfactory receptor 150-like
Exons: 1
Coding region: 25-966 (313 amino acids)
Biological process (GO): G protein-coupled receptor signaling pathway
Cellular component (GO): membrane
Molecular function (GO): olfactory receptor activity; G protein-coupled receptor activity
Source: RefSeq, a predicted model, not a curated record